UCCUGUUAACGUUUUCUCCGCCAUAUGGACGACGACCGUCGCAUCUCCGCCGUGAUUUUCGAUUUGGAUGGUACCCUUUUGGACACAGAGCAUGUUACCAAGGAUGUACUGAAGGAAGUUCUUGUUAGAUAUGGGAAAGUGGUGGAUUUGGAUAAGGAAAAGAAGAGGCAUGGGAUGGCACAUCGUGAGUCAACGAUUGCAAUUGUUAAAGACUAUGAUCUUCCAAUUACACCUCAACAAUAUUCGCAAAUCAUCACACCCAUGUAUCAUGAAAAAUGGCUGCAAGCUAAAGCACUUCCUGGUGUCAAUCGCCUCAUUAAGCAUCUCCGUAAGCACGGGGUUCCAUAUGCACUUGCUUCAAACUCCAGAAGGAAGAGUAUAGAAAUCAAAGUCUCUUCCCAAGAAGGUUGGAAAGAGUAUUUUUCAGUAAUUGUUGGAAGUGAGGAAGUUAAAUCAGGGAAGCCCUCUCCAGACAUAUUUCUAGAAACCGCAAAUAAAAUGGGUGUGGAUGCAUCUUGCUGUCUUGUGAUAGAAGAUUCCAUGGUAGGGAUUAGAGCUGGAAAGGCUGCAAAUAUGCAAGUGGUGGCGGUGCCAUCUAUUCAAAGUGAAUCAGAUGAAUAUUUGAUUGCUGAUCAUGUGAUUCAUUCAUUCCUAGAUUUUCAGCCAGAGCUUUGGGCACUCCCACCAUUUGAGGACUGGGUGAUGAAAGCAUUGCCAAUUGAACCAUUUCAUUUCAAGGGAUCAUACGAAAAUGGAUUUCUGCAAGAAAGUUCAGAUAAUGGAGCUUCUGAUCUUGUUGGUCAAGCCUGGGGUGUCUAUUUUGGUUGGGUUGAAGUCGACUCACAGGAGAGACUUAAGAUUGUGGUUGACAUCAGAUGGGACCAUUGCUGUGGCGCAUACAGGAGAAACAUUCAGGCUUGUUUCAUCAAUGGAAGUGAAAGUGAUGGACAAAUCUGUGAUGAGCUAAUGGAAGUAACACUUGUUGGUUACAUCAGGGGAUUUUGUAGCAAGCAAAAUCUAUCAACCGAUGCUCAAAUAGUUGACCAAGACAAGUCGAUUGCAGAAGCUUGUUUGGAUCUACCAGCAUAUCGCCAUCACGACAUCCUUCCUUAGCUUCAAAGAACUUGGUGACCAAAGUUAAAGUUUGUGUUAAUUGUUACAAAUUCACAUAUUGACUCCAAAAAUAUAUUAUAGAUGGUCUUUACAAACCAUUAAUUGUUUUCUUCAUCAUCUAAAUGGAUCAACAUAAUCUCUUUCUUUUCAACAUUUAAGACGGGUUGUUUUUGGCUUAACGGGUUGUUUUUCCAAGUUGAGGGCAGCAAUGUGUUUUCCGUGUCUGAAAUCCAUUGCGUAAAACGUCUCUACCUCCCCAUUGAUUUCAAAUAAAAACAUGUUUUGUCUCCAA
This is a messenger RNA of Cynara cardunculus var. scolymus (artichoke), 1405 nucleotides long. Its product is annotated as bifunctional riboflavin kinase/FMN phosphatase-like. Gene Ontology annotation, biological process: glycerol biosynthetic process; riboflavin biosynthetic process. The record is from RefSeq and is a predicted model, not a curated record. Gene Ontology annotation, molecular function: sn-glycerol 3-phosphatase activity; riboflavin kinase activity. The coding region runs from base 25 to 1113 and encodes 362 amino acids. NCBI's taxonomy places the organism in Eukaryota, Viridiplantae, Streptophyta, Magnoliopsida, Asterales, Asteraceae. The transcript is spliced from 10 exons.